AUGCCUGUCAUUCCUGAUGCCGCGGAGUUCCCUACAGCUACUAAGGGAAACAAUGAGCCUCAGCAGAAACCGGACGCUGAAAAGCCAAAAGCCUCGGCUUUCGAUCAUAUUUCGAAGGGGCCUGUAAUUCCUGAUGAAAUGCCGCCUAAGGCUUCAUCGGAAGAGAUCCAAGCUCGGAUGAAAGAGCUCAAUGAACUAAGCAAGUCCAAGAAAGAUUAG
Molecule: messenger RNA, 219 nt
Organism: Penicillium angulare
Lineage: Eukaryota; Fungi; Ascomycota; Eurotiomycetes; Eurotiales; Aspergillaceae
Exons: 2
Coding region: 1-219 (72 amino acids)
Source: RefSeq, a predicted model, not a curated record